AUGGGCCGCUUAAGAGUCCUCUCCUUCCUCUCCUCCCGCGCAGAUGGCUCCAAGAACAAGCCAGCGACAUCAUCAGUCUCGCACUCUACGCCAGAUCUCCCCGGCACCUUGUCGCAGUCACAGCCAAAUAACAAAGCCGGAGCCUCAGAGACUGCUCCUGGCUCCAGUCCGGACCAGCAGCAGAACUCUACCCUGCCGUUCAUGAGACGGACACGCCGGCUGAGCAGGCCGAUCACCUCGCUGUGGGCUCAGAAGUUGGCACAGAGUGAUAGUGAGCACCAGAGCCAGAGCCAGGAACAGACAGCUCCCUUCCCGUCUCUGGAGGCAGAGCCUCUUCCAUGGGUCGAGUGCUUUGGGCAGCUGGUUGGGACCGUGCUUUCUAUAUGGAAUGCGGCUGCUCUGGAUACUGCUGGAGGACAGGCCAAUGCUCCCCCCAGCUUCAUCAACUUGGCUGAUGCUACUAUCAAGAUGAUGGAAACACUCCCGACUCGAGAUGAAACCAAUCAGCCUCUCCAGCAUGUCGUCAGCAUCAGCACGGCCGGAAAGAACAGAUACCUGCUUCAUUUCGACUCGCUGCACUCGCUCACCCAGUGGACGGCGGCAAUGAGACUCACCAUAUUUGAAAACUCGCUCUUGCACGAAUCAUACACCGGUGCACUGAUCGCCGGGAAAGGGAAGCAUCUAAACGGUAUCAAGAUGAUCCUCGAGAAAACCGCAUUCAAGUACGAAGAUUGGGCUAGAGUCCGGUUCGGCGCAGGCACUCCCUGGAGAAGGUGUUGGUGUGUCAUCUCGCCGCCAUCGGAGAAGGAGAUGCAGCUCUACAACCGCUCUCUGAAGAAGAAAUCGCCCUACGACCGAGCACCCACGCCGCCAAAGGGGAAUAUCAAAUUCUACGAAAGCAAGAAGAUCAGCAAAAAGGUGGCUCCUAUCGCGUCUAUUUCUGAUGCCUACUCUGCCUACGCCAUAUAUCCGCAGUCCCGGCCGCUCGUGGACCAGUCUACGCUCGUCAAAGUCGAAGGUCUAGUCACCAUCGGCGGAACUACGUCUGAGGGUUUCGUCUUCGUGCUCCCAGAAAUGCAUCAUGCCGUCUCCGGAUUCGAAACCAUGAUUCGCUGGCUAUUCCCUGCCUACGAUGCCUUCCGGAUCUACGGACGUCCUACCCGUCUGCUUGCUGAUACCGUUAGCCCAAAUAGUCUGAUGUUCGCCAUGCCCAGCAACAAGCGCAGGGCAUAUCUCGAUAUUCUGGACGUGUCUGCCCUGAUCCAUACUCAGGGAAGCGAAAACUGGACCGCCCGCGAGUGGAAGAAGCAGCUAAAGGACGCUACAUCGCGCCGCAUGACGUCGAACACCGGCAGCAGAACGAGCAGUGUCUCAGGCCACCGCAGCGGGAAACGCAGCAGUUUGCCUCCGCGCAGCGGAACCAGCGUGCGCUUUGGUAACGCGACAGUCGGGCCUCGAAAUGGUGAGCCAAGCAGUUCAUCCGACACGGUGGCCUCCAGCUCUCCAACCAAGCCUGGAAUAUCCCACAACCGGUCUGAGUCUGAGAACACCGGUCUCCCGUUCGCUCGUCGUGGCCGUCGCAGCCCGCCGUCGUUUGAAAAGAAUAUCGGAGAGGACAUCCCUGAACACCCGCCUACACCACCAAGUCAUGAGGCUGGCAUCCCUCAGAUGGAUGGGUCGUACGAGUUGGAGGGACCUGACAGCCGCAGUUCCCCUGACAGCGGCGCCUACGUGGACAACAACGGACCUAUCGACCGUUUGGAGAUUGCACAAAACCUGCAACCAAACCCGCCCCCACAAGGGAUACCAAAGUCACCUGCCUUCUCGCAUGACCCUCGGGGGACACCGCAGUUUAGACCGCAGCCGUCGCCGGAGGUUGGCCGUGCAGCUAAUCGUAUGUCGGUUGGUACGAUGGACCAGCUGAUGGACAUCAGCAAGGGGAAGGGAAAUGUACACGGGCUCGCUGUGGCUGGCGCUACGGCCGCCUGGGCCGGAGCUAUGAAUAGCAAGAAUGCGAACGAGAAUGAACACGGACAGCAGUCCAAUACCAGGGGUGUGGCGCUUAAUCGGCUGAACAGUAUUGGCGCAUCCAGCUCGAACUACUCUCAGGGUAGCCCGGUUACGCCCAGUGAUGCGGCCAGUAACGUCAACGUCAAUGUGUCGUAUACCCCUACCUCUAUUGGAGGACAGUCGCCUAUAAAACAACAGCAGGAUGAGAAUCAACUGCCAGUGCAGCAGAAGAGAAUUUCCCGCAAGCCCCUGGCGGCGGAAAUUCCCAUCGCCGAGACAGCGAGCGUGAAGACGGAGUCUACUCUGGGGAGUCUGCGUGAUAACAUUGAUAUGGAUGCGCUGGACAGAAUCAUAAGACGUCCACGAUCUCCCUCGCCGCCUCCACCGCCGCAGCAGAAGUACGCGUUUCAGCGUGAGCCUGUUAUCCUAGAUGAUGCAAGUUCCGUUGUAUCUCCAUCGUAUGCGAGCUCGCAUAGAUCGUCCGCCUCGGUCAAGUCGAUUCAGUCUAUCCAGAAGCCACGCAUGGGAAAGAUGAAGGUCGUCGGCGACGCUGCGCCAAAGACUGAAGACCUCGUCAUUGGUGAUGCGCGCUAUAAGCAUCCAUCUGUUGCGCCAAAUGAGGUGAAUCCGGAUAUACCCACGGUCGAUUUCGGGCCUACGCACACCUAUAAACCAACCACCAGACGACCCAGCACUUCUGAUACCAUGUUGCUCCUGUCUUCCUCUCACCAGCGUGACCCUUCCGUAGGCACACUCGGUGCUAGGGAGAGGAGGCUUUCUACCGGCCGUCUCCUUGAGCACCUCAACCAGGAGUCACCCUCAUCUCACUCUCCACCUCCUCCCACGACACAGGAACGCGGACGACGUCGCAGCGUCCUCUGGCAACCUGGCAUGGUCCCCGACAGCGGCCCCGUCGCCGCGGGGGCCGCCAGCAUCUCACCAGAACAAUUUGUCCAUAAUCGUGCUUCAAGGUCCCAGAUCCAUCUCCCGCUGCAAUCAACUCAAUCUACGCCUCCUCCCCGCCCAGCGUCAGGAGACUGGUCAGCCUACAUCCGCCAGCAAUCAUCUUCCACUCAGCUCCCACAACGUCCUCACUCGCGCGGUCCAAGUGUUAUGCUCGACACCCCAGCCCGUCCUUCCUCUCGUGGCGCAACGACCAUGCUCGAUGGCCCACCUCGCCCAUCCUCUCGCGGCGCCAGUGUCAUCUUAGGACCCCACGACCUUCCCCCUCGCCCGUCCUCGCGUGGCGCAAACAGGAUGCUAGCCCAGCCAGACGUCUCCGGCCAACUCUCUGCCCGCGAACAAGAACACAUCGCCCGCGUAACUGGCUCGUCGUUCCUAAACCUUAACAAUUCCCAAGCUUCCCAGGGCCCGCAGUUCGGAUCUGGUCUUGUCAGCGCCAUCGAUGCGCGUGAGCGUGAGAGGAAGGCCAUGAAAGAGGGUCCAACCCUCUACGCCCACUCUCUCUGUAUUCCCCCGGCUUACCCCCAUUUUGUUCCAUCUGUUUCUCUCUGA
This is a messenger RNA of Arthroderma uncinatum, 3525 nucleotides long. RefSeq names its product PH domain protein. The record is from RefSeq and is a predicted model, not a curated record. Lineage: Eukaryota; Fungi; Ascomycota; Eurotiomycetes; Onygenales; Arthrodermataceae. Bases 1 to 3525 code for a protein of 1174 amino acids. The transcript has 5 exons.